GAGGGUCAAUGGUGGAGGGGAGCGGAGUGGAACAAUCACAGUGAAUGAGCAGAAAGGGGUGGAGAACCUCACGUCUAUAUUUUUGUUGUUGUUGGUCCGUCUGCCCUCCAGUCUUGGUACCGCUCGGACACAGCGAGCGCGACACGGAGAAGGGGCCUGCAUCGCAGAACAGGUGCGGAAGAGUCUGCAUUGAAGCCACCAUGCAUUUAGGGAUCAUUUUGUUGUCAGCCCUGCUCCUCCUUUCUCCGUGCUAUGCACAAGAUCCCUUCGCUUGGCUGUAUAGCCGCCGGAGCUCCAUUCAGGCGGACAACACGGGCGGAGAGUGCCCCGCCGAGUGCGACUGUCCCCCGACUUUUUCCAUCGCCAUGUACUGCGAUGGACGGGGCCUGACAGCCAUGCCUACCAUUCCUUCCCGAAUGAAGUACCUGUAUCUCCAAAAUAAUGCCAUCGCGUCCAUAUCAGACUCUGCUCUAGUCAAUGGAAGCAAUCUUGUGUGGCUUAUGAUGCAUCACAACCAACUUACAUCGGAUGCCAUUAGCGAGAAGGCUUUUCUAAAGUUAGAAAAACUGGAGCGUUUUUAUUUACAACACAACAAUUUGAGCAGAGUUCCCUCUAACGUUCCUCGCACCCUCCGAGACCUGAGGAUCAACCAUAACAACAUUGAAAAGGUAACACCUUCAGACUUGGAAGGAAUGGAUAACCUGACAAUCCUGCAUCUCCAUGACAACGCUAUCACAGACGUGGGUGCGUCACUGAAGUCCCUGACAUCCCUUACACUUUUGGAUAUCAGCAACAACAAAUUGACAAAAGUGCCAGAGGCGCUCCCAGGACAACUACACCAACUCUACUUGGAUUCCAACUCCAUUGCGUCCCUGCCUGAAGGCUUCUUUGCCAAUUUGGCACAGCUGCAGUAUCUGCGGAUGGCCAGCAACCAGCUCACAGACAAGAGCCUCCCGUCCAAUAUCUUUAACGUGACGGGACUGGUGGAGCUGGACCUGAGCUUCAACAAGCUGGAGAGAAUCCCUCCCGUUAGCACCGCUCUGCAGCAUCUAUAUCUCCAAGCCAAUCACAUAAAAGAGUUCACUUUGGGGAGUUUUUGUCCCAUUGUGGAUGUCAGCAACUUCUCCAAGCUGGAAAGUCUGCGUCUGGAGGGGAACGCCAUCAGUCAACAGGACAUCCCAUCAGAUUGGUCGCUCUGCCUGCGUUUUGCCUCCAGCGUCGACAUUUAAUAUGUUUACAUCCAGAAGAAAUAACAUUGAAGUUUACUUUAAGAGAAAAAAAUAUUUGGAGGAACGUUUGUGCUUACAAAUAAAGAUGGUAUUACGGAUGUUAAAAUAUGAUUGCUGGUACAAGUGAAAGUGAUCCCACUGUGGUCUUGUUUUACCAUUUCCAAAAUACUGUGACCUUUCUUUUCUGCCUUUUGUUGUACUGUACAUUGCCUAAUUACUUUGACAUGAAUCUUCAAACAUUGCUUGCCUAAUUUAGCCUUUUAUAAAGGACGACGCUUCAUUUUGUACACGUGCGCUCCUGUACAUUGAAAGUUAUCUUUACUUUUUGCAUGAAUACAUCUGUAAUAAAGGACUUUUAACUGUC
Messenger RNA from Corythoichthys intestinalis (scribbled pipefish), 1593 nucleotides. RefSeq names its product fibromodulin a (gene fmoda). The record is from RefSeq and is a predicted model, not a curated record. NCBI's taxonomy places the organism in Eukaryota, Metazoa, Chordata, Actinopteri, Syngnathiformes, Syngnathidae. Bases 45 to 1229 code for a protein of 394 amino acids. The transcript has 6 exons. Gene Ontology annotation, molecular function: protein binding.